Molecule: messenger RNA, 1851 nt
Organism: Phytomonas sp. EM1
Lineage: Eukaryota; Euglenozoa; Kinetoplastea; Trypanosomatida; Trypanosomatidae
Source: the annotation of a GenBank genome assembly
AUGCGAACGCCCAUGGAACGUCUCACCACGCUGCUUCGAAGGAAGAUCGAGAAGGAGCGGGUAGGGCCAAAGGAGCCGCAGAAGGGCACCCGGGAGGGGACGAGCGGGAAGAGACGGAGCGUCUCCCCCAGCGCCCCGGAUGGCCCUCCCCACGCCCGCUCCUGUUGGCUUUGCGGACGCGACACCUCGCUGCGAUUUCGUCUGAAAGAUACCAGUGCGCUGUGUUUUCCCUGUUUUCACACCGCCUACGUUGCGUUGGUGUUGCCGAUCAUUGACACCCCGAAACGGCGCGCGAAUGACCGACAGCUGGCGUGCGAGAUCGAGAAGUUACGGGUCGCCUCCGACGCGGAGAUGAAGGUGGAGGCGGCGGAUCCGUCGCGGGCCCCGCUUAUGGCCCUUUCGCGCUUCCAAACCCACCACCGGGAGCAGACAAAUAUUACUAACCGAAGCGAGGAAUUGGAUCUUUCAAAGGAAUUCCGAGUCGACUCAAAUAAUAACUCCUUGGCCCCGGUUGUGGUUACCACCUGUCCCCUCUGUGGAGUAGACUUGUCCGAUUUAUACAAUUCGCCGCUCUCUAGCAAUAUCGAACGAAGCCUAUGUCAUAAUAAAGAGAUUCACAUCAUAUGGAAGUGUCAGGAGUGCGGCGCUGUGAGCACCAUCGAGGGAGAUUGCUGUCAUAGCUGUAAGAAGCCACGCGUCUGGUCCUGCAGAUACUGCACUACUCUACACGACAUCGAGCGCUCUGCGGAUGGUUUGCGGUACUGCUUGACAUGUGGGAACUAUAACACCCCUGAGGAUAUCUUCAUAGGACAGGCCAUGAUUCAGGAGGAACAAGAGAUGGCAAAGCGGAUGGCGGCAAGCGAUCAGACGUGUAGCGAAACAGAAAUGAUGGGUAGUGUAGUCUUUGGCGUAAACGACUCCUGUACUUUACUAGAGCUUGAACGGCAACAAGAAAUCGAGACGAAUACACAUCGCCUCAAAUGCCGCCUUGAAAAGCUUCAACUCAAAUGUAGUGGUCAAAAGGACGAUGGAAACUGUCUCUUCGCCUCGCUUGCUCAUCAGCUAUUUGGAAAGGCUCAUCUUCACCACAUUAUUCGUUUUUGUGUUGUCGCAUACAUGAAAGAAAAUGAGUCCGAUUACAGGGUGUUCUUUAAUGGUAAGAAAGAGUGGCAGCAAUAUCUUUCAGACAUGAAGAAAAGUGGGUUCUGGGGCGAUGAGAUCUGCAUCAAUGCCGCUGCGAGAUGCUUCUGUGUGGAUAUCCACGUUAUCACAAGUGACGCUACUCGCUGGCAUUUAGUCUUUCAACACAACCAGCUCGGCAGCUCCAAGUCCAGGUUAUGUCAUAAAACAUCUGUAUAUAGCACGGCGGAGGAAGCCGAGCUGAAAUCAUCGUCGUCAUGCCUCCACAAAAGUUCUAAUGCCGCGGAUAACGUCGUGUGUCUCUUCCUGGUCUACAAGUCGCCUGUUCACUUUGAUGAUAUCGAAUCCAGUGAGGCCCCUUGCAUCACACUUUCUGAUCUCCUGAUCCCAGAGCUUUAUAAGUUGAUGCAGUCAGAAAGAAAAAAAAUAGCCUCCAAGACCGUACAGCCCAGAGCUGCACGGAAAACAGGCGCGGCAUUUACACAAAGUGCAAGUAGUCAGGGGCCAAGCAAACAUCCAAGAAAGCAUAACACACAUAUUAGUAGUGCCUCUGUUGAUUCGAGUAUAGCAAGUAAUGAGGGUGGAGUGCCUCCAUGUGACAAAGAUGUCCUUCCACAGUAUGCCCCAGGUAUAUCAAUGGCGUCAACCCUCGAUCUACCCGAGGCUAAAGCGUAUGAAACCACAACAAAUAACACCUCCAGUGCCCAUUAA